Molecule: messenger RNA, 1267 nt
Organism: Solanum verrucosum
Lineage: Eukaryota; Viridiplantae; Streptophyta; Magnoliopsida; Solanales; Solanaceae
Product: pyridoxal 5'-phosphate synthase-like subunit PDX1.2
Exons: 1
Coding region: 222-1139 (305 amino acids)
Biological process (GO): pyridoxine biosynthetic process; pyridoxal 5'-phosphate biosynthetic process; amino acid metabolic process
Molecular function (GO): amine-lyase activity
Source: RefSeq, a predicted model, not a curated record
UUCUUACAUUUUCGACCAAAACACGCAGACACCUACUAGCAGUUUCUAGAACAAACUAAAUCUCACCGCCCCAUUCCUAUUCUCCCACCGAACCUCUCUUUAUAUCAUUCUUCACCAUCAUUUUUCCACCAACAUAUUCCAAUCUCGCCGGCGUAGUUUUACUGUUUUGAGAAAUUGUUAUCUACUUUUGGUUCAGGCAUUUUCACAAACAGUUUUUGCAAAUGGAAGAAGACGGUGCCGUUACAGUGUACAGUGGCAGCGCCAUUACUGAUACCAAGAAGAAUACGUUCUCGAUCAAAGUUGGAAUUGCUCAAAUGCUUAGAGGAGGAGCGAUUGCGGAGGUUACCACCGUCAACCAAGCGAAGAUUGCCGAGUCGGCCGGAGUUUGUUGUCUUGUAGUUUCGGAGCCUAAAGGACCCGGAAUCUCGCGUAUGCCCGACCCGUCUCUAAUCAAGGAGAUCAAGCAGGCAGUUGCGCUUCCUGUAAUGGCGAAAGCCCGUGUCGGUCAUUUUGUUGAAGCCCAGAUCCUUGAAGCUAUUGGAGUUGAUUAUAUAGAUGAGAGCGAGACUUUAGCACUAGCAGACGAAGAUCAUUUCGUCAACAAACAUAAUUUCCGGGCACCCUUUGUCUGUGGAUGUCGAGAUCUUGGAGAAGCGUUAAGGAGAGUCAGAGAAGGCGCUGCCAUGGUUAGGACCCAAGGGGAUCUAGCGGGUACGGGCAGUAUAGUUGAUACAGUCCACAAUGUGAGGAAAGUGAUGGGAGAUAUUAGAAUUCUAUCAAACAUGGAUGAUGAUGAGGUCUUCACUUUCUCAAAGAAGAUCGGUGCACCUUAUGAUAUUGUUGCACAGACGAAGCAGAUGGGUAGGCUCCCUGUGGUUCAUUUUGCUGCUGGUGGAAUCGUCACGCCUGCAGAUGCAGCGUUCAUGAUGCAGCUGGGUUGUGAUGGUGUGUUUAUUGGUUCGGAUAUAUUCAAUUGCUCUGAUCCUUACAAGAAAGUUAGGGCAAUUGUGCAGGCUGUCAGGAACUAUAACGAUCCCCAUAUUUUGGCCGCGGCUAGCAGUGGUUUGGAGGAAGCAAUGGGCGGUCUAAAUCUGAACGAAAACAGGGUCGAGCGAUUUGUUAGUGAUGAGACCUACUGAUGAGAUCAAGUUGAGUCUGUUUUUGUGUCUGUUGUUGAUCAUAGUAUCAUGUAUUUUGCAGUUCAGCUUUUGUGAACAAUAUCUUUUCUUGGUUUUGCUUUUGCAAUAACUUGAUGAUGAGUUUAACA